UAAAUUGAUGACCUUCGUUGAUUAAACUACCACAUUAAGGAUAUUAAUUGGAUUUUUGCUUCCAGUACCUGUGUGGUGAACAUUUAAACCCGUGCAUGUAGAAAAUCGAAAAGAUGGCUAUUAAUUCCAGCUAUUUACGACCAGCCUUUAUCUUUCAGUGUAUGUGGUUGACACUUUUCGUAAGGACACAAAACGGGAAUUUCCGUUCCUCAUUUUAUAGUCGUGUACUGGAAGCAAACAAUCUCGAACCGUCUAGUAACAUUUUGGCAGACCAUCAUGCCUGUGACAGUUUGUCCGACUGCGCAUCUAUUUGUCUGAAUAACAUUCUUUGUCGUUCAUUUUUCUACAAUCCUGUACAAGAAAGGUGUAUUCUGACUCCUGCGAUCAAUGUUUCUACACUACGACCUUCGCCGGGAUUUUUACAUUUCAUCACCACUGAUUGUAUUCGGUCCAAGGCAGGCUGGAAUUACAAUGGGAAUAUCCAUCAAACAAAGAGUGGGCGCCUGUGCCAGAGAUGGGACCAACAGAGUCCGCAUACCCAUAGCUACCAAGAUCUCUCGGAUCAACACAACUUCUGUAGAAAUACACACUUAGAUCGCGAAGAGGAGGAGGGUCCGUGGUGUUUUACAAUGGAUUCUGACAAGAGAUGGGAAUCGUGUGGACUUCCGCCAUGCUAUGAUUUUUCCCGAAACUGCAAAACAACACAAAAUGGAGCGGAUUAUUAUGGGACGACAGAUAUGACCAAAUCUGGAGAUCUGUGCAAGAACUGGUCAGAUACAACCAAUCAAAAUCCCUCUUACACCUUUCUUUCGGAUCAUUUUAAUUUUUGUCGGAACCCGUUCGGAAAAGAGAAUGAUCCAUGGUGUUAUACAAGGACAAACUGGGACUAUUGUAAUAUUACUCUUAAGGGGAUUUUCAAAAUGACGACCAAGAUGCCAUUAAUUUCUUUCCCUUUCGUUGUCGUCAUCGUAGUCUUUAAAUCGUACGGAUCUCAUUUCAGAGAUGAUUUUUUUCAUCGUCUGCCCAAGGCAGACGAAAAAGUUCUCAUGAAAAAAGUUCUAGCGGAGUUCACCGGUGUGUCUGUUCGUCAGUGUGGCUUGAAGUGCUUGGAACACUACCUGUGUUCGUCUUUCUUCAUCAACAGAGGGAAUAAACACUGUAAACUCGCAGGAGAGGUCGACUUUCAAAAUCUUGUCCAAUCGCCUGGUUACAGGUACUAUGUGUCUGACGACUGUAAGCGGAGUAUGCUGGGAUGGGAGUACACAGGCACAAGGGAUAGGACUGUGGACGGGGUACUCUGUCAGCGCUGGGAUCAACAAUAUCCCAAUGAACACACUUACGAGCACCUCUCAAGUGAGCACAACUAUUGCAGAAACCCUGCUAAAGCAUACGCUAAAGGCCCGUGGUGCUAUACGACAAAGGGAGACAAACCCUGGAAUUACUGUUUUGUUCCAAAAUGCGUGACUGCACCACGAGAGUGUCUAACAGCAGAGAGAGGAGCAGACUACUUUGGUACAGUGAACUUCACCGCCACGGGGAUAGAGUGUCAGAGGUGGGGGGAUAAGUACCCCCGGGACCAUGACUACACCAUUCUCAAGCAGGAAGAAAACUACUGCAGAAAUCCCUUUGGAGAAAAGAAAGGUCCCUGGUGUUACACAGUGUGGGGACGAUAUGAAUUUGAUUAUUGUAAAAUUCCAAAAUGUUAAAAUUGCAAUACAUUUAGUGUUCUACUAUGCUUUUUUCUCUUCAUUUGAAAUGAUAUGUUUUCCAAACAUGGAGCUUUUUGAACAA
Saccostrea cuccullata (small rock oyster) is the source of this 1791-nucleotide messenger RNA. Its product is annotated as plasminogen-like. The record is from RefSeq and is a predicted model, not a curated record. Lineage: Eukaryota; Metazoa; Mollusca; Bivalvia; Ostreida; Ostreidae. The transcript is spliced from 6 exons. The coding region runs from base 114 to 1706 and encodes 530 amino acids.